AUGAAGUUCUUCUUUGCCACUCUGCUUUUUGUCACUGUGAUAUGUGUUAAAUUAGGUUCAUCACAGGUUACUAUUAACAAUCAACCAUUAACUGUUCCACCUGAACCUCUAAAGGAUGACCACCAUGAUGAGAAGAAAAAAGAUGAAAAGGAUGGUGAUAAAAACCAUGAACAUGAUCACCCUCCUAAGCCCGCUGAACCCAAAAAACUCGAAGAUCACCAUGAACCACCUAAAAAACCGAAAGAAGAAAAUAAAAAGGAUCAUCCUGAUCCUAAAAAAGAUGAGCAUCCUAAGGAUGCUGGAGAAGAUAAAACGGCUGACAAAACUGAUCCUCCUAAACAACCUGAACAGCCUAAACCAACUGGACCGCCUACACCAACUGAAUCGAUUACACCAUCUGGACCGCCUAAGCCAACUGGAUUGCCUGCAACAACCGGAUUACAGGGACAAAAUGCAUUGGCUGGACAAGCAGCAUUACCUGGUCAAGCCGGAUUGAAUGCACAAAAUGGAGUGCGCUCAACGAAUGGAUUGCCUUCAACAUUAGGACAAAAUGGUAUGUUUGCACAAAAUAAACAAUUCGGACAACAACAACUUUUAAAUCGUGUACCGCAAAAUUCUUUACAAACUGUAACGCCCGCAGAAAAUCAACAAUUUAUAAACCCCACAGGAGUUGGAACGCAUUCACCAUUAGGACAAGGUCAACAAUCUUUCACUCCCGCAACACUUGGAACACCUACAGCAGCCGGAACGCCUGCAGCAGGUGGACUGGGUGCACAAAAUCAAGCAUUUUCUGGUUCUUCACAAGUUGGAGCGGCUGGAGUUGCUGGAGCGACUGGAGCGGCUGGAUCAUUCGCAGCACAAAAAGCACAAGGUUUAAAUUCUGGAGCAGGUGUGGGUCAAACACAAAGUUUAAAUUCUGGAGUAGGUCAAGGUCAAAUACCAGGUAUAAAUUCUGGAGUAGGUCAAGGUCAAACACAAGGUCUACAUUCUGUAGCAGGUCAAACUCAAACACCAGUUACAAAUGCUGCAUCAGGAGUAAAUCCGCAAGCUGCGGGAUCAGGUCAAAAUCCUGCACAAGCUCAAAUUUCUGGACAAGGUGGGACUGGCGCUGCAGGACUAAGGCCAGGAUCAGGAGCUGGAGGAGCUGAGUAA
Messenger RNA from Belonocnema kinseyi, 1152 nucleotides. RefSeq names its product collagen alpha-1(III) chain-like. The transcript has 2 exons. NCBI's taxonomy places the organism in Eukaryota, Metazoa, Arthropoda, Insecta, Hymenoptera, Cynipidae. The record is from RefSeq and is a predicted model, not a curated record. The coding region runs from base 1 to 1152 and encodes 383 amino acids.